Molecule: messenger RNA, 1298 nt
Organism: Halteromyces radiatus
Lineage: Eukaryota; Fungi; Mucoromycota; Mucoromycetes; Mucorales; Cunninghamellaceae
Product: DNA-binding protein
Exons: 5
Coding region: 13-1161 (382 amino acids)
Source: RefSeq, a predicted model, not a curated record
CUCUUCUACAUCAUGUCCACAACUGCUGAAAAGACUCCUGUCACUCCCGAAGUUGAUACCACCAUUGCCAACUCUGAUGUGGUCGGAAAGUACAAGGAUGCCGCUGCCAUUACCAACAAGGUCCUCGCUGAAGUGAUCAAAAUGUGUGUUGUUGGUGCCAAGGUUAUGGACAUUUGUAUUGCUGGUGAUAAACUUAUCAAUGAAGCUACCAAACUCGUUUACACCAAAGGAAAAUUCACCAAGGGUGUUGGUUUCCCUACCACUGUCUCUUUGAACAACUGUGUUGCCCAUUUCUCCCCUAUUGCUUCUGAUAGUGAAUCCGAACUCACUUUGAAGGAAGGUGAUGUCGCCAAGAUUCAAUUGGGUGCUCAAAUCGAUGGUUAUUGUUCCACUGUUGGUCAUACUCUUGUUGUUGGUGCUUCUGCUGAUAAACCUGUCACUGGUGUCAAGGCUGAUGUUAUCCAAGCUGCUCAUACUGCUUUGGAAGCUACCAUUCGUAUGAUUCGUCCUGGUAACAAGAAUAUGGAAAUCACAAAGACUGUUGACAAGAUUGCUGCUGCUUACAAUACCAAACCUGUUGAAGGUAUGUUGUCUCAUCAACAAUUACAAAAUGUCACCGAUGGCAAGAAACAAAUCAUCUUGAAUCCCACUGAAGGUCACCUUAAGGAUUUCCAACGUGUUGAAUUUGCUGAAAACGAAGUAUACUGUGUGGAUAUUUUGAUCUCCUCUGGCGAAGGCAAGGUGCGUCAACUUGACUCUCGUACCACCGUUUACAAGAAGACUGGUACUCGUUAUCAACUCAAGAUGGCUACUUCCCGUGCUGUUCUUGCCGAAAUUCAACAAAAGGCUGGUGCCUUCCCCUUUGCUCUCCGUGAUUUGGAAGAUGAACGCAAGGCUCGUAUGGGUAUUGUGGAAUGUGCUAAGCAUCAAACUGUCUUGCCUUAUGAUAUUGUUUACGAACGUGAAGGUGCUAUCGUUGCCCAAUUCUUGACCACCGUACUUGUCUCCAAGAAUGGUAACACUUUGGUCACCAAUCCUCUCUUUGAUGCCUCCGUAAUCAAAUCUGACAAGUCCGUUACUGAUGAAGACAUCCUCAAGUUGCUCGCCACUGAAUACAAGGUUCCUCAAAAGAAGAAGAAGGCCAAGAAGGCUGCUCAAUAGUUUAAUAGUAUUUAUCAUUUGUGGUUUUUUUUUUAUAUAUUUAUAUUUGAUUAUACUCUUUUUUGUACAGUGAUGAUGUUCUAUUUUGGAAAUACAUUAUAAAAUAAAAUACAUCUUUUUUUUUUGUUUUGUUUUAA